Messenger RNA from Heteronotia binoei (common prickly gecko), 1837 nucleotides. RefSeq names its product LIM domain only 2 (gene LMO2). Gene Ontology annotation, molecular function: transcription coactivator activity; DNA-binding transcription factor binding. The transcript is spliced from 4 exons. Gene Ontology annotation, cellular component: nucleus. The record is from RefSeq and is a predicted model, not a curated record. Gene Ontology annotation, biological process: positive regulation of transcription by RNA polymerase II. The coding region runs from base 292 to 951 and encodes 219 amino acids. NCBI's taxonomy places the organism in Eukaryota, Metazoa, Chordata, Lepidosauria, Squamata, Gekkonidae.
GAGGAUGUGAAACCAGCGAGGCUCUGCGGAGACCACUGAGGCUAGCUCCACAAUCAUAGCCAUAAUAGUAGCAACGACAAUAAUAAUGGUGGUGGCGGAGGAGCGGAGGAUGAUCGAAGCUGCCUCUCUAGACCGUGCCCUGAGCUACACAGGCAGAAAGCAUAAGCCCAGCAAAGGGGAGACUUUGGGAGAAGCUCAGCAGUGACAGCCGAGCGACGAUACAGAGCAACAGCAAAGCAGCAGCAGCAGCAGCAGCCUCUGCCCAGUUCUCAUACAGCGAACGGGAGGAGCAUGGCAAGGAUGAGAGAAGGAAAUCCUGCGAAUGUCAUUGGGAGUGGAAGGGGGGGCGGAGGUGCCACUCUGCCGCUGGUGGUGAAAAGGCAUUCAGGAACAGGCAGCCUUUGUGGGGGCAGCGGGGGCAGAUCUCAUCGCAGACAAAACCACCACCACACUACAAAGGACCAAGACCAGCCAAUGUCAUCAGCCAUCGAAAGAAAAAGCCUCGAGCCCUCCGAGGAGCCUGUGGAUGAGGUACUCCAAAUACCUCCAUCCUUAUUAACAUGUGGAGGCUGCCAACAGAACAUUGGGGACCGUUACUUCCUCAAAGCCAUUGAUCAGUACUGGCACGAAGACUGCCUUAGCUGUGACUUAUGUGGCUGCAGACUUGGAGAGGUGGGAAGACGGCUGUAUUAUAAAUUGGGAAGAAAACUAUGUCGAAGAGACUAUCUCAGGCUUUUUGGCCAAGAUGGCCUCUGUGCUUCCUGUGACAAGCGAAUCCGGGCCUACGAGAUGACCAUGAGAGUGAAGGACAAAGUGUACCACCUGGAAUGCUUCAAAUGUGCUGCUUGCCAGAAACACUUUUGUGUUGGUGACAGAUACCUUCUCAUCAACUCAGACAUAGUGUGUGAGCAGGACAUCUAUGAGUGGACUAAGAUCAAUGGGAUGAUAUAGCCCAUUUGUGCCUCAUAGUCUCCAAAAUUAAUCUCAUGGGUGACACAAAUACCUAGCAAUGGUGAGGAGAUUAUCGCUCACAACAUCUAUGUGAUUGUCUAAGAUAGAGGAAAUGUCGCUGAAUUCACAGGCCAGCGCUGCAUCAUGUAUAAAUGGUGACUGGGGACGGAAACUGUAGCAGAUAGAUGGAUUUCUAUUAGCAAAUAUGUUUUGAUGAUAAACUAACAUUCUCAAAGGGGAUGAUGAAAGCAGAGGAACUAAUAUAAAAAUAACCAUGGACUCUCCUGACUGGAGAAUUCAGUAGUGACAUGUAAAAAGAAAGAUAAUAUGGUUCUGACAUUUGCAGACUAGGUUUAUGUAAUUUAUUUUUCUUUGCUACAUUUCUAGUUAUUCUACAUAGACUGUAAUUCCAAAGUUAGUACAAGACAGAACAAUGUGGAGCAGGGGAGGGGAAGACUCCAAUUAUUCAGAGUAAUUUGAUUCUCCAAAGCCUUAUGUUUUGGAUGUGGAAAGAGGGGCUUCUCUGUUGCAGGAAAAUUACCUCUUGACAUAUGACAUGAAAAUUAUAACCUUUGCCUGCAAUUCUGCAGCAAUUUACAUGCACUUAGUUACAUUUGCUUAAGUCCUUAGAAAUCACAGAAACUUAUAGGCAUUUAACAUGGUUCAGGACUGCAGCCUUAAAUGUGAAACAACUAUUUCAAUAAAUUUGAAUGAAUAGCUACCUUUUGGUGCCAUUGUUUGAAGGUGAGAAAUUUCACCUCUCAUUUCUAUACAAAUAUAAAUUUAAAGAGUUAUUCAGCUAUUUUAUUAACUUAGACAAUGACAAUAAAUAAUUUGUUGUAUGUAGUAUAAUCUUGCAGAUUUAAUAAAAAUUACCAAUUUAAAA